AUGUUUUUGCAAAUCUUAGCAUACAUUGGAGUGGUGGUGGGAUUCCUGUUUCUAGUACUUGCCAUUGCUCUGGGGCUCUAUUAUAUUUCGGAAGUAGUGGAGGAACACACCGAGCCCACCAAGAGAUUUCUCAAGAGAUUGAUCUAUGCUAUCAUAACACUUCUCGUCCUUUUGUGGUUAUUCGACAACUUCCCAUUCAAGCUAACGGUCUUCUCGAUAAUUUCCUAUUUCAUUUACUUACAGAACUUGGUCAGGUUCCCAUAUGUACAGUUGACGUCGCCCAUUUUCCUCGCAUCAUGCGUUUUGGUGAUCAUUAACCAUUUCUUGUGGUUUGACCAUUUCCAUAACCCUUACAUUCCUCCUCUUGAAGAGAGGUUGAAGCCCAAUUAUCGUCCUCCACGAAUCCCGCUGUUCACGGAGGUAUGUUCUUUUUUCGGCUUGGUUGUGUGGUUUGUGCCUUUCGCCUUGUUCGUGUCGUUGAGUGCUCAUGACAAUUUGCUUCCGCAUCACAUGGAGGUUUCGGAUGCCCAUAAGAAGAAGAACACUGGUUUGGCGAAGUUGCUUUUUGGUAGGAUUCGUGACUAUGUCUACACUGCAAGCAGAAGUUUGGGUUACGAGUUGGACCCACAUUAUGGCACUUUAGCGUAA
Sungouiella intermedia is the source of this 648-nucleotide messenger RNA. The record is from the annotation of a GenBank genome assembly. Lineage: Eukaryota; Fungi; Ascomycota; Pichiomycetes; Serinales; Metschnikowiaceae.